AUGACUCAACACAAACAUCACGGGUUCUCAAAGUUCGGUCAUGGAGAAGGUCCAGUCUCCACUGCCAAACCCACGGAUUCUCCAGCCACCACCCUCCACAAUGUUCCAGUGGCAACAACCACCACCCCUCCAACAACCGCAACUCCCACGGCUGCCGUAACGACCCUGACAACAACCAGCACCGCAGAGGGGAACAUAUUGACUGCAGGCCCCAGUGUCACCCAGGCGCCCAUCCCCCCUCCACCACCCCCUGGCCCAACCAUAGCCCCCCAAGUCCCCACGGGUCCAACCACCGCCCCGCAACCACCCCCUGCUCCGACCACAGUCAGUCGGGGAGGGGAGAAUGGGACCACACCCUCUGCUCCGGACAGUCACACAGAUCCCUCGCUGGAGACCGCCACAGAACCUACGGUGGAAGCCACGUCGCCCGACACGACUAGUGACACUACUACAGAUGGUGGAGAUGAUGACACAGACCAAAAUACGCAAUCAGAUGACACGCCCAUCAUUGCGGUGAUGGUGGCUCUGUCAUCCCUGCUCGUCAUCGUCUUCAUCAUCAUCAUCCUCUAUAUGCUCAGGUUUAAGAAGUACAAGCAGGCCGGCAGCCAUUCCAACUCCUUCAGGCUGACCAACGGUAGAUCAGAUGAUACAGAGCUCCAGAGUGUGCCGCUAUUGGCCCGCUCGCCUAGCACCAACAGGAAGUACCCACCCCUUGUUGUUGACAAGCUGGAGGAGGAUAUGAAUCGUCGCAUGGCUGAUGACAACAAGCUCUUCCGGGAGGAGUUCAAUGCGCUGCCGGUGUGCCCCAUCCAGGCGUCAUGCGACGCGGCCUCUAAGGAGGAGAACAAGGAGAAGAACCGAUACGUCAACAUCCUGCCGUAUGACCACUCCAGGGUGCAUCUGUCGUCUCUAGAGGGAGUUCCAGACUCUGACUUCAUCAACGCGUCCUUCAUCAACGGUUACCAAGAGAAGAACAAGUUCAUUGCAGCUCAAGGGCCAAAGGAGGAGACGGUAAACGACUUCUGGAGAAUGAUCUGGGAACAGAACACAGCCACCAUCGUGAUGGUGACCAACCUGAAGGAGAGAAAAGAGUGUAAGUGUGCCCAGUACUGGCCGGACCAGGGCUGCUGGACCUACGGCAACAUCCGGGUCUCUGUGGAAGACAUGAUGGUGCUGGUGGACUACACCAUCCGCAAGUUCUGCAUCCAACAGGUGGGGGAUGUGGGGGGUAAGAAGCCCCAGCGGCUGGUGACCCAGUUCCACUUCACCAGCUGGCCAGACUUUGGUGUUCCCUUCACACCCAUCGGCAUGCUUAAGUUCCUCAAGAAAGUCAAGACCUGCAACCCCCAGUACUCCGGCCCCAUCGUGGUCCACUGCAGUGCGGGGGUGGGGAGGACAGGUACCUUCAUAGUGAUAGACGCCAUGUUGGAUAUGAUGAACACAGAGAGGAAGGUGGACGUCUUUGGCUUCGUCACGCGCAUCAGAGCCCAGCGCUGCCAAAUGGUCCAGACCGACAUGCAAUACGUGUUCAUCUUCCAGGCCAUGCUGGAGCACUACCUGUACGGAGACACAGAGCUGGAGGUGACCUCCCUGGAGUCCCACCUGGCCAAGCUCUACGCCCCCUCCGCCGCCGGGUGUGGGGGCAUGGAAGCCGAGUUCAAGAAGCUGACCUCCAUCAAGAUCCAGAACGACAAGAUGAGGACGGGCAACCUGCCGGCAAACAUGAAGAAGAACCGAGUUCUCCAGAUCAUCCCAUAUGAGUUCAACAGAGUGAUCAUUCCAGUCAAGAGAGGGGAGGAGAGCACGGAUUAUGUCAACGCUUCCUUCAUCGAUGGCUACCGUCAGAAGGACUCGUACAUCGCCAGUCAGGGCCCGCUGCAACACACCAUCGAAGACUUCUGGAGGAUGAUCUGGGAGUGGAGGAGCUGCUCCAUAGUCAUGCUCACCGAGCUGGAGGAGAGAGGACAGGAAAAGUGUGCUCAGUAUUGGCCCAGUGAUGGGGUGAUGGUGUGUGGUGAACUCUCCAUCGAGCUGAAGAGGGAGGAGGAGAGUGAGAGCUACACUGUUAGAGACCUCCUGGUCACCAACAACCGGGAGAACAAGGCUCGUGCGGUGAGGCAGUUCCAUUUUCAUGGCUGGCCGGAGGUGGGCAUCCCCAGCGACGGGAAGGGGAUGAUCAACAUCAUCGCUGCGGUCCAGAAGCAGCAGCAACAAUCUGGCAACCACCCCAUCACUGUCCACUGCAGUGCGGGCGCGGGGCGGACGGGGACCUUCUGUGCCCUGAGCACGGUCCUGGAGCGGGUGAAGGCUGAGGCCAUCCUGGACGUCUUUCAGACUGUCAAGAGCCUCCGGCUGCAGAGGCCCCACAUGGUGCAGACACUGGAGCAGUACGAGUUCUGCUACAAAGUGGUCCAGGAGUAUAUCGAUGCCUUUUCUGACUACGCCAACUUCAAGUAGGGACCCACACAGGGGACGGACAUCCAUACACAGUCAUAAACACACACCAAACCCACACGUACCCGACGGAAAGAAACAAACUGUUCACGGCUUAGAUGACUGGGCAGCCUGCGUGCACAGAGGGAAAGGGAAUUGAAGUUUUUUUGACAGAGCCAAGUGCAGCACUGCAGUGUACCGGAGGGAGUGAAUAUCAGAGAUGCCUUCUUGAAUAUUUUGUAAUAUUGAGCUUGUUAAUACGGCCCCUUGUCCCUAUCCCCCCCACAUCCAGACACUCCCCAAAACACCCAAUGUACAUAUACUGUACUUACCCUGUCACAUUUGGGGGUUUUGUUUUUAGGUCAAGUUCAAGUUUGGCUGCAUUUUUAGGGUGACAUAAUGGGUUUCAUGGGUAUGUGUGUAUAUAGACCUGCCAGUCAAAAGUUUGUACACACUUACUCAUUCAAGGGUUUUUCUUUAUUUGUACUAUUUUCUAC
This is a messenger RNA of Salvelinus namaycush (lake trout), 2930 nucleotides long. Its product is annotated as receptor-type tyrosine-protein phosphatase alpha-like. The coding region runs from base 1 to 2457 and encodes 818 amino acids. The transcript is spliced from 21 exons. NCBI's taxonomy places the organism in Eukaryota, Metazoa, Chordata, Actinopteri, Salmoniformes, Salmonidae. Gene Ontology annotation, molecular function: protein tyrosine phosphatase activity. Gene Ontology annotation, biological process: protein dephosphorylation. The record is from RefSeq and is a predicted model, not a curated record.